GUUGUUCAUAUUUCUGGGAGGCAUUCCGAGAUUCUUCCUGGAGAUUGCGCUGGGUCAGUUUAUGAAGGCUGGAAGCAUCAAUGUGUGGAACAUUGCACCUCUUUUUAAAGGACUUGGCUAUGCCUCCAUGGUGAUUGUGUUUUUCUGUAACACGUACUACAUCAUGGUACUUGCCUGGGGUUUCUACUACUUCAUAAAGUCUUUCAAUUCCACGCUGCCCUGGUCCACCUGCGACAACCCGUGGAACACCGAAAACUGCAUAGAGACCUUCCGCCACGACGACUGCCAAAACGGCACCAUUGGCAACUCCACAUUCGGGAACCUGACGUGCGAAGAGCUUGCUGAUGGGCGUUCCCCUAUUAUUGAAUUCUGGGAGAACAAGGUUCUGAACAUCUCUGAUGGGCUGGAUGAGCCAGGAGUCAUAAACUGGGAACUGAUGCUGUGUCUUAUGGCUGUGUGGGUGAUGGUUUACUUCUGUGUGUGGAAGGGGGUGAAGUCAACAGGAAAGAUUGUGUAUGUCACUGCCACGUUCCCGUAUGUGGUCCUGAUUAUUCUCCUGGUGAGGGGCGUCACUCUUCCUGGUGCUUAUGAUGGGAUCAUGUACUAUGUCAAACCUGACUGGUCUAAGCUAGGAGAGGCACAGGUCUGGAUCGAUGCUGGUACUCAAAUCUUUUUCUCCUACGCUAUCGGGCUCGGAGCCCUCACGGCCCUCGGCAGCUAUAACCGAUUCAACAAUGACUGCUAUAAGGACGCUUUUGUUCUGGCUUUUAUUAAUAGUGGCACCAGUUUCUUUUCUGGUUUCGUGGUCUUCUCCAUCUUAGGUUUCAUGGCAUCUGAACAAGGUGUGGACAUCUCUAAAGUGGCUGAAUCAGGCCCCGGUUUGGCGUUCAUAGCAUACCCUAAAGCCGUUUCUAUGAUGCCCGUGGCUCCGGUGUGGGCUGCCCUAUUCUUUAUCAUGCUGCUACUGCUAGGACUGGACAGUCAGUUUGUUGGUGUGGAGGGUUUCGUAACUGGAAUUCUUGAUCUUUUCCCUGGAAAGUAUUACAUGCGCUAUCAGCGCGAAAUCGCUGUGGCAAUCUGCUGUUUAUUAUGCUUCAUUAUAGAUCUCUCCAUGGUUACACAGGGAGGGAUGUACGUCUUCCAGCUUUUUGACUACUACUCAGCCAGUGGAAUGACCCUACUGUGGCAAGCAUUCUGGGAAUGCGUGGUUGUCGCGUGGGUUUAUGGUGCUGACAGGUUCAUGGAUGAUAUUGCCCGUAUGAUCGGUUACCGGCCAUUCCCGUGGAUAAAGUGGUGCUGGUCCUUUAUAACUCCAUGUGUUUGCAUGGGUAUCUUCCUAUUUCAUCUGCUGAACUACAAGCCUCUGACCUACAACAAUGUGUAUGUGUACCCGUGGUGGGGAGAGGUGAUCGGAUGGUGUUUGGCUCUCUCCUCCAUGCUCUGUAUCCCCGUUAGCCUUGUGUACAAGCUCGCUGGAGCCAAGGGAACAUUCAGAGAGCGUUGGGAAAAUCUGACCAAACCAGUGUGGGGAGCCCAUCACCUCGAAUACAUGGCCCCUGACACUGAUAUUAAAAGCCUGGCCUCUCUGUCUCCUGGAACGGAGGAGAACAAGUCUUAAAACAGCUGAUGGAAAUUGACGGUUACAUUUUGUUUCAUACAACAGAUCCUCUAGCAUGCACAUUACCAGAUGCUCUUCCUCUUCCACCUGUUGAAACUGCAAACUAUAUACAUGAUUUUUUUUUUAUUAUAUGCAAAGUUUAUUGCAGAUAUCAAGACUUGCAGGGUGAAAUCAGCAUGUCUUUGGAGGGGACAGUAUAGUGUAGCCUAUAACAUUAUUUCACAGAGCAGCAGAAUUCCCACAGGCCACUUUCCUGAACGUGAUAUGGGUCUCUUUGCACUGACACGAGGAUCAAAUCUGAGCAAGAAGCACAUGGAUAAAAUGAAGAAGGUGGGGGGGGGGAAACGUGU
This is a messenger RNA of Sinocyclocheilus anshuiensis, 1968 nucleotides long. RefSeq names its product sodium- and chloride-dependent creatine transporter 1. Gene Ontology annotation, biological process: nitrogen compound transport; amino acid transport; sodium ion transmembrane transport. Bases 62 to 1618 code for a protein of 518 amino acids. The record is from RefSeq and is a predicted model, not a curated record. Gene Ontology annotation, cellular component: plasma membrane. The transcript has 13 exons. Lineage: Eukaryota; Metazoa; Chordata; Actinopteri; Cypriniformes; Cyprinidae. Gene Ontology annotation, molecular function: gamma-aminobutyric acid:sodium:chloride symporter activity.